AUGGUUAAAAUAAGGAAGAAUGUUGAAAAUAUGGAAAUCUACGAUUACAUGAAGGAACUGAAUGAAAAUGUGUGGUGUUAUUUUUUUGAUGAUUCUUUAGCACAUGAAACAAUAUAUCAUUCCCUUAAUGAAUUAGAACAAAUAAUUAUUUCAAGAUUAUUAUUUAUACAGCAAGUUGUUUCAGAAAGAGCUAUGAGAUUAUGGAUUAAUCCAAAUUAUUUAAAAAAGUUAAGUGAAAGUAUAAAAAAUUUAGUAGAAGCAAAAAUUUUAGUAGAAAGUGAUAUGAAAAAAGAUAAUUAUAAUCAAUAUAAAAUUAAUGAAAGUUUUAGAAUUACCUUAUUAAAUAAAAUUUAUAAAACAAAUACAAAUAAUAUCUUUAUUUUUAAUAAUAAUAUUAAAGAACAGUUAGAAAGGGAAAAAAAUUUAUACGAACAGAAUUUAUUUCCUCAUAAAGAAGAAAUAUUUGGUUAUGCUCAAACAAAGUGGAAUAAUUUAUUACAUUUUAUAGCAUCUCCAAAUUUUAAUUCUGUGAAUAAUUAUUUUAAUUCAAAUAUUAAUAAUGACGAUCCAAAUAAAUACUCCUCCUAUGAUAUGACAAGGCGUAAAAGAGCAGGAAAAGAUGGGGGUUCAGAUUUGGGAAGGAAAUCGUUCGAUAAAAUGGCUAGUCGUCGAUCUUAUAAUAGGAGACGAAAAAAGAAAAGAUAUAGUGAUGACGAGGAUGAAUUUGAUGAGGAGGAAUAUGAAGGGGAAGAUGAUGAUAAUAGUGUUGAUGGUGAUGAUAAUGAUGAUGAUGGUGAUGAUAGUGAUGGUGAUGAUAAUGAUGAUGAUGAUGAUGGUGAUGAUAAUGAUGAUAAUGGUGAUGAUAAUGAUGAUAAUGGUGAUGAUAAUAGUGAUGAUCAUAACGAUGAAGAAAAUUCUCAUCCACUUGUAAAAUACCAAUAUGAAAAUCAUCAACUUAAUAACUCGACUCCUUAUGUCGAAAAACCAUCAGAUGAUUAUACUUACAAAAAAGAAGAUGAAAACAAAAUAGGACAAAGAAAAAGUGUACAUUUUAACACUGACAUGUAUGAAGAACAAUAUAACAAUUCAUAUACACAACAAAUAGAUAGUAAUAAUGUAAAUGAAAUGGAUUAUUAUAUGAAUGAUAGUAAAACAAAAAAUAAUAAAAAAAAGAAAAAAAAAAACAAACAUAUAUAUGCAUAUAAACAAAAUGAAUUGUAUUAUAAGAGUUUACUAAAUAUGGAACAUAGUUAUAUUGAAGAAGAAAAUUAUAAUAAUAAUGAAAGUGCCUUUUUCUUGUCAAAUAUGAAUGAAAGGUUUAUGACUAAACCUAGUGAAAGUGUUAUUGAAGUGUUAAGGAGAAAAAAUUUUCUUUUAGAUGAUCCUAAUAAUACAAAAACUAUAAAUAUGAGUAGAGAAGCUUUUUCGUGGUUUUUAAAAGAUUUAAGGAGUAGAAUAAUAUCCUUAGUGCUUGAAUAUUUAUUAAUAAUAGAUAAUGGUUAUGUGACAAAUAUAGCUAAAGAUGUAUAUACAAAGUAUCAAAAGAAGAAAAAUAAUGCUACAAAUAAUAUUACUGCAAGUAGUAGUAGUGGUAUAAAUAAUAAUAUAAAUUAUGAUGAAAAUAUUAAAAGUAACAAUGCUGAAGAAUCCAAGAAAAACUAUGAUAAUAAUAGUACUACUACUACUACUACUAAUAAUAAUAAUAAUAAUAAUAAUAAUAAUAGUACUAGUAGUAGCAGUGCAUAUAUAACAAGAAGUAAUAAAGAUCCAAAAAAAUCAGAAAUAUAUGUAAAAGAAACGUUAUUAUUAAUUUUAUCUUUAUCACAAUGUGAUAUAAGUCAUCCAAUAUUUUUAGAUAAUUUAACAAAGGCUCAAAAAGAAUUUAUAGAUUUUGGUAGUCAUAUAGGCCUAUUUUUAAAACCUAAUGAUUCAUAUAUAUUUAUAACUCCAUAUGCCUUAUUAUUAACAAUUAAUAAUUUUAAUUCACAGUAUUAUCUAUCUCUAUUAAGUAAUAUAACUAUUGAAGGGUUAUGUGAAGAAGAUGUUAGGAAAAGAUUAAGUGAGAGAUAUUUUCAUUUUUAUUUAUUAAAACAGGAUGAAAAAGAAGAAAAAUAUAUUAAUAAAGAUUUAUCAUCAGAUAUAAAAAAUAAAGAUGAUAUGUCAUUAGUAUUAGAUAAAAGAAAAACUAUCACAAAAAAAUUAAUUAAUGAUAGUUUAUAUUCUGAUAUAAAAAUGAAUGGUAGUAAUAAUCUUGAAAUAGGAUUAAUUGUUCAGAGUAAUUUUAAAGUAUAUUUAUAUACAUCUUCUUUAUUAAAAAUUAAUAUAUUAAGUCAUUUAUGUGAGUUACAAGCGCGUACACCAAAUAUGGUUGUAGGAAUUCUAACUAGAAGAAGUGUAUUAAAUGCAUAUAAUUCAGAUAUUACAGCAAAUCAAAUUAUUAAAUUUUUAGAAUCUUAUUCACAUCCAGGAAAAAAUAAUUUUAAAAGUUCUAUACCUAUGAAUGUUAUUACUCAAUUGAAAUUGUGGGAAUCUGAAAGACAUAGAUUAACAUUGGAAGAUGCUAUAGUUUUUAAAUCUUUUGAAAAAGAUUUUAUGCCACACUUAUAUCAACAAAUUGUUAUAUGGGCUAAUAGUAAAAAUUAUUUGUUAUACUAUACACCAUGGCCUAAAAAUAAUACAAAAGAAUUUGAUAUAUGGAUAAAGGCAGAAAAAUAUCUUUGCUGUAUUUAUGAAUCAAAAAAUGAAAUUAUAGAUAAAAUUAAGGAAAUACGAGAAAAACUUAUGAAAAAAAGACAAAGCGGGUAA
This is a messenger RNA of Plasmodium adleri (nom. inval.), 2805 nucleotides long. Its product is annotated as transcription factor Tfb2, putative. The record is from RefSeq and is a predicted model, not a curated record. Gene Ontology annotation, cellular component: transcription factor TFIIH core complex; transcription factor TFIIH holo complex. NCBI's taxonomy places the organism in Eukaryota, Apicomplexa, Aconoidasida, Haemosporida, Plasmodiidae. Gene Ontology annotation, biological process: nucleotide-excision repair. Bases 1 to 2805 code for a protein of 934 amino acids. The transcript has a single exon. Gene Ontology annotation, molecular function: double-stranded DNA binding; ATPase activator activity.